Cylicocyclus nassatus is the source of this 813-nucleotide messenger RNA. NCBI's taxonomy places the organism in Eukaryota, Metazoa, Nematoda, Chromadorea, Rhabditida, Strongylidae. The record is from the annotation of a GenBank genome assembly.
AUGUCGCCAAAAAACACUGUGAUCUUCAUUGCAACGCUAAUGAUGCAGAUCUAUGGUGCAAAUCCGAAUACGUUCACGAAACUUCAAGAUAAUUUCCUUGCAACGAUCAAGUACGAGCUGCCGAAAGAAAGCGAAGAGAUAUGUCUUCGCGCAUGCUUCGAAGAGUCUGACUGCACUUUUGUCCAAUACAACGAGAAUAUGUGCACCAUUUUUGAAAAUGGUGAAGUCAACCAGGUUGGACGCGGCAAUGUAUAUGAGCUUGAUCGGCAACUAGAAUUACCAACAUGCGAGCGUCCUUUACCACUUGCUCCAAAUGUGGAAUUUCAACAACUCCCGGUGCCAACCGUGGCACAGAGCGAGUCUAGAAAGGCGCAGCUGCUUGCCAUGAACACAACUGCAUCGCUGACCAUCAUAGACAGGGUUUCACUGAACGGUUCCUGGUUCUACCUAAAUGAUAUCUCAAAAUUACCUAACCGUGAUAUUCUCAGUUCCAGAUAUGUGUUCGCGAUGGAACCCAAUCCAGAAUGCGUUUCAGUUCCAGUGUUUCAAAGAGCGAGUCAACACAGACUCUACUUUGGUGACGUCUACAACGUGACCGGAUACACCUUUCUACAUGCGUAUGCGUUUACUCACCGCUGUGCUUGUGAGGGAAUCUGCUGUGGGUCCUGGCCCAUACGCGAGAGAAUCAUUGGGACCGCCUACCACUAUGGAAAUUAUGCUGCCUCGACCGACAAGAACCAAACCCUCUACAUUGUGGGCUGGCUCCAACCCGAUAAUAGUACUGGGAGUGGGAUGAGCAAGACCGAUUGCUAG